Molecule: messenger RNA, 435 nt
Organism: Aphanomyces invadans
Lineage: Eukaryota; Oomycota; Saprolegniomycetes; Saprolegniales; Verrucalvaceae
Exons: 2
Coding region: 1-435 (144 amino acids)
Source: RefSeq, a predicted model, not a curated record
AUGUUUGACAUGGAGGUGUUCGUCUUUACUCGCGCAAGCGAUCGAUUCUGGGUGGUGGCCGCGUUUCGUCUGUUCACGUACCAUCGCAACCUUGUCUACAUGUUUAUCCCUCACGGAUCGAACGGCAACCUCGCUAAAUACGAGGCUGACAAGCGUCAACGGUUGGCAUUGAUCAUGCCGACAUUUCCAUAUUCGAUCGAGUGCCUGCUGGGCGACGUGAACGUGUGGGGCGACCUGCUUAGUUGCUGGGGCUCGACGCCAUCUGUAACGCCCGUGGCACAUGCCCGCAACCUGCUGCGCGUGAUAUCUCUACUGCAGCAGGCGGGCUUCGAAUGGCCGACGGCUGCGUCAAUUAUGGACGCCCAACCGUCAUCAUUGGACGGGGGUGAGGCCAUUCCACCCGGCGUGGCCUGGAGCGAAGAAGACACCUACUAG